CGGACUUUCCUGGGUUUGAGGAACUCUGAAAAUCUGAUAAAAACCUUGGACUUUCUCCCCCGAAGAAUUCGACAUCCGUCCCCACAUACCCCACCGCCACCCUCAAGGACCUCAGGAGUCCAAGGACCCAGAGGGAGACCCUGGCGCUCUCGGGGUGGGGGUGGGGUCUCUGUCCUGUUGCGCCCCAGGCUCCGCCGACACUUGGGCGCCUGCUCCGCGCCGGGUGGCUGCGGACGCUGGACGCGCGGGGAGGUGGGCGGUCACCCGGACACGCUCCGCCCGCACCUGUCCUGGGACCACGCACCCAGCUGCUGCGGGGGGCGGGGACGAAGGGGCGGUGCGGCCCUGUGCCCGCCUCACCUGCGAACGCCCAGGUCCGAGGCGAGCGGGCGCGGGUCUGUGAGCAGCCUCAGAGCCGCGGGCCGCGCCGCAGCAGCAGGUCCUGCUCCCCGCGCCGCUCCGGGCCCGCCAGCCAUGAAGAUGCACUUCUGCAUCCCGGUGUCCCAGCAGCGGCCCGACGCGCUGGGGGGCCGCUACGUGCUGUACUCCGUGUACCUGGACGGGUUCCUCUUCUGCAGGGUGCGCUACAGCCAGCUGCAUCGUUGGAACGAGCAGCUCCAGCGAGUCUUUGGGAACUGGCUGCCACCCUUCCCCCCGAAGCACUAUCUGGCCAUGACUGUAUCUAUGGCCAAUGAGAGGAGAGAGCAGCUGGAACAAUAUUUGCAAAAUGUAACUGCGGACCCGAACGUGUUGAAAAGUGAAGUCUUCAUUGAUUUCUUGAAGCUGGUACAGCUGAACACGUUUAACAUCACUGCCAAGCCAGCCUUCCUGGACAUACUUCUGCCUGGCGGAGGGAGGAUUGGGGUCGACAUCCUAACAUCAGACACCGCUGAAAGAGUCCUGGAGGUCGUGUCGCAGAGAAUCGGGCUGUGCCGGGAGCUCUUGGGCUACUUCGGCCUCUUCCUCAUUCAGUUUUGCGAAGAGGGAAAACUCUCUGUGGUGAAAAAGCUGGUGGACUUUGAACUCCCUUAUGUCAGUCUUCAGAGUUGCGACAUGGACGGCUGUACCGUUGGCCUCAGGAAGUGGUACAUGGAUCCAUCCCUCGACGCCAAGCUGAUGGACUGCAGAGUGGCCGUUGGCUUGCUGUAUUUGCAGGCAAAAGAGGACAUUGACAAAGAAUGGGCCAAACCCACACAGGCACAGAGGCAGAAAUUAGAAGCUCUCCAGAAAGAAGACAAUCAAACACAGUUUCUGGAGCUGGCCCGUGAGGCGCAGCACUACGGGUGCGUGCAGCUGGAUCCCUGCACCUGUGACUACCCAGAACCAGGCUGCCGGGCUGUUCUUUGCGUCGGCAACAAGGAGAUCAGCUGCUGCAUAACCCUGCCGGAUGGCCAGACCCGAGACGUCACGUUCCAGCUGAGCAGGGUGAAGUGCUGGCAGGUCACUUUCCUCGGGACUCUGCUAGAGAGGGAUGGGCCCCAGCGAACUCUCCACCAGGACUUGGAGCUCAGAUUCCAAUAUAGUGAGGAAAGUCACUGGCAGUGGUUUGUCAUCUAUACCAAACAGGCUUUUUUGCUGAGUAGCUGCUUGAAAAAGAUGAUCUCAGAAAAGAUGGACAAGUUAGCUGCCGAGAAUCCGGAAAUGCAGAUUGAAGUUCCGGAACAAGGCAAAAGUAAAAAAUACCACAUUCGACAAAACCAGCAUAAAGACUAUACCAGCUUUCUGCUAAGAAAAAGCAAGGUUAAGAUAGCUGAAAGUGACUGUGUUUUUAGGAACAUAAAAGAAGAAGAUCUGUGAAGAGAAGUUGCUCUUUUUAAAAUAUCCUCUGAGGCUGCCUCAAGACAGUAAAAGAAUGGGCAUUGACAACAGGCAUCAUCAGAAACAGGAAAAGUUCAAAUUUCUUGAUGAGAAGGUAGACCAUGUUCAUCAAAACUGCCAAAGCACUGUGUGGAUCAGAACAUUAAAGAGACAGGGGACUAGCGCUCCUGCAAUGGCUCCUAAAUGACAAAUGGCAAACUAAAAUCAACUCAUACGAGGCUCCCUCUGUUUCCCCCUAAAAUACAUGUUUACCUGGCUUCAUAGUCUCUACAGGUUCUGAUAUUACAUAAAUGAAAAGCCCAUUAUGAGAUUUUAUAAAUUCAUGAGAGGUCAAGUUCUAAAGACAUGACUCAUCAGCUGAGGAUAACACGGCUCCAUCUGAGAAGUAGAAUCAUUGAGAAAGAAAGCUGGGCUCCUCUGUUCUGUCUACAGAACCAGAGCAAGGUGAUAAAAUGCUGGUUUGUUUCCUCACGAAGCUUGGAGCCUGCCAUCAUGGACACACUCCAGGUAACAAGCUGCCCUGCUGUAAGUGUGUUCCGUCCUUACAACGCCAGAUUCGGUUUAGCAGUCUUCAUGCUACUUUUUUUUCCUGGACAGUGGUAAGCCUCUGUACUUGAUAUCAGAUACCUAUAUAGGUCUGUUAACUUUAAAAAUAUAUGUAAUUUCUCACCAUAUUUUUCCAUAUCCAGUGUACCUCACAGAAAUUAAAAUAAUUAUAUACAGAAUUAAGACCACAAUAAGGGAGAGGGACAGAGGAACCUAUGUAAUA
Molecule: messenger RNA, 2587 nt
Organism: Oryctolagus cuniculus (rabbit)
Lineage: Eukaryota; Metazoa; Chordata; Mammalia; Lagomorpha; Leporidae
Gene: SNX31
Product: sorting nexin 31
Biological process (GO): endocytic recycling; intracellular protein transport
Cellular component (GO): early endosome
Molecular function (GO): phosphatidylinositol binding
Source: RefSeq, a predicted model, not a curated record